Molecule: messenger RNA, 855 nt
Organism: Yarrowia lipolytica CLIB122
Lineage: Eukaryota; Fungi; Ascomycota; Dipodascomycetes; Dipodascales
Cellular component (GO): nucleus
Source: RefSeq, a predicted model, not a curated record
AUGUCGUACAACGGAAUAGGUCUGUCCACUCCCCGUGGAUCGGCUACUUCGGGUCAUAUUCAGACCAACAUCUCCAACAGAGCGUUUCAGAGCACUAACCACAGAGGCGAAUUUGCACACCAUGAGAUGACGGACGAGCAAGACAAACGAUUGAACAAGAAGCUGGACAGAGACUACGCAGCUGACCGACAGGCUGACGUGGAGCUGCUGGAACAUGAGCGAAAACGCAAGGUGGAGGUAGCAUGCAUGGAGCUCCAGGACAAGUUGGAGGAGGAGGGACAGAAGGGAGAGGAGGAGAUUGAAGAGGAGGUGAACACCCUGAGACGUCAGCUGACACUCAAGAUGGCUCGGGAACUCGAUGUGAGAACCACCAUUGUUUCUGCGGAUCGAGAAGCUCUGCGAAAGAACUACCACAAGGCAGCCGUCAUCAAACAGCAGGAAAUGGAUCGAAUGAGAGACGCCUUUGAUACCACAAAGAACCUGGAUGACCGAGGACGUGACCGGCCACGAAACCGACAGCGACAAAAUCGAGAAAAGUCGCCCGUCAGGGACACAAGACGAUCUAGAAGUGCUCGAGAACGAUCUCCCUCCCGAAGAGGAAGACGUCCAAGACGGUACUCUGUUACUGAAGAUGUGAGAACCUCUGAGGUGAUUUCUGAGCGACAGGGAUCAGGAUCGCCAUGCCGGAGAGCUGACUCUCGAUCCAGAUCUAGAAGUCCCGAGAGAGGCUCCCGACGAAAAAGCUACAGAGAAAGAUCUCGAUCUCGAUCCCGAGAAAGAAGUGAGAGAAGAGGAAGACGAGACAGCGUCAGAGAGAGGGAGCAAGACAGAUCUCGAUCUCCAUUACCCUACUAG